CUAAAUUCUACCUUUUUGUUUAAAGGACCUACCUUUCUGUUUUGAGGUGCCUUUGCAGAACAGGUGUGCCUGUCCCAAAACUGAUGCGAUCCUUCUAGUCCGAGGGAAACCCUGAAUGUGGCUGCAGCACAUAAAGAAGUGGUAGAUGUUGCAGCUUUUAUUCACCAAUGUGCUUGGGACUCCUACAUCCUAGAGCAUUUUCCUGAAAAUGGGAUCAUAAUAAACCUCUCGAGGAUUGAGAACAACUGCUAGCAUGUUGCAAUCUUCCUCCAGAGCAGGUGAAACUUUACCCCUCUGUAAGUUUCAGAAUAAGUUGCAGAGAUGGGGCCUGGUUCUCACCCUCUGCGCCGCCGUCCUCUGGCUUCCUGAGGCAGCGGGGUCGACACUGAACUGCCAUACGACGUGCAUCUGCGCCUCGAACAUCGUCAGCUGCUCCAAGAUGGACCUGAGUGCCGUUCCCACUGGUCUGCCACUCUACACCACUGUGCUGGAUCUCAGCUACAACGCCAUAUCUCGGCUCAGAUCUGAAUGGACUACUGUCAAGCUUCCGAAUCUCCAUAACCUUUUGCUCAGCCACAACGAUCUCUUUUUCCUUUCCUCUGAAGCUUUUAUAAAUGUGAAGCAACUGCGCUACUUGGACCUGUCCUCCAACAAACUGCAUAUGCUGGAUGAGUUUGUUUUCGAGCCUUUGGUCUACUUGGAGGUCCUCUUGCUCUACAACAACCAAAUUUCACAGAUUGACAGGACAGCCUUUGCCACCAUGGUCAACCUUCAGAAGCUGUAUCUCAGCCAGAACCAAAUCUCCCGCUUCCCAGGGGAGCUGAUCAAAGACAGGUAUCGCCUGGAAAAGCUGAGCCUCCUGGACGUUUCGUCCAACAGGAUCAAAAAGGUUCCCAUAGAUGACCUUAAUAUGCUACCUGCCUGGAUUAAAAAUGGCCUCUACUUCCACAACAACCCUCUGCAGUGUACCUGUAAUCUCUACACACUCCUGGCCCACUGGUACAUUCGUAAGCUGAACUCUGUUGUGGACUUCAGUGACGAGUUCACGUGCGUCCUGCCUAAUUCGCAGAAAACCCAGAUUUUCGAUCUUAGUGGCGAAAGCAUGAACUGCAGCACGUUCAAGGAGGCAGACGAAGAGGCUUUCCUGGAGCAAACGUUGAUCCUCAGCUGUGACACCAAACACCGUGACAUGAUGAAGACCUGGGCGUUGCCCGGGACGUCAGGAGACAACCAGACUGCAAAGGUCCUGCCAAACGGGAAUCUGCAGAUAAGUCCGGUGAGGUACGAUGACUCCGGGACCUACACGUGCUUUGCUGUGAGCGAAAGUUUUAAUGAGACCAUCUACAUUGUGCUGAAGGUUCACAACUUCACCAUGCAUGGGGCUGGGGAGACUUUGAACACAGCUUACACUACCUUGGUGGGCUGCCUGGCCAGUGUGGUGCUGGUGCUCAUGUACCUCUACUUGACACCGUGCCGCUGUUUCUGCUGUCCCAGCAAAGGGAAGAACCGGGGCGAGGACAGCAUCCACUCCUCGAUGCUCAGCGUCACUCCCACCCACGAGGACCCGGCGAUGAAGGCCGAGCUGAACAGGCACGUUGCGUUCAUCGACUCCAAAGACUUGCAGGGCCAGAAUGGCAAGGUGAAUCCCAACGGGGACGAGGACAAUGACGACUUGGAUGGAGAGGCUGGCUCUCUCAUGAAGGGGAAGAGGAAGAAAUCGGUAGCAGAGUCCAUUAGCUCCGUCUUCUCAGACACUCCCAUGGUGGUUUGAGUCGACAGUGACGCUAAUGGGCACAUUAAGAGCCAUGAUUUAUUGAAUUUAAACUCCUACUGUGACCUUGUGCGAGGAAAGGCUAGAGGGAUGGAUAGCAAACUUAUUAUUGCAUCUGAAAGGGAGCUCAAAGCGAAUUGUCUUGUUGUCAAAGAGGACAAUAAGCCAGACUUUUCCAGCGUUUCAACCUGUAGCAAUUACUAUUCAUACUGUGAAAGGAAAGGAUGCAUAUAGGAUGUGGAACCUAUUAGAGAAGAAAUGUGGUUGUUAGCAGCACUCAGGAAGCGAUGUACUACAACCGAUUGAGAAUUGUAAAAAUUUGCAGAUUUCAAAAACAACAUUUUACAUUUUGGUAUAAAUGAAAACCGUGGUUUCCUCAUAAUUGUAUUUUUAAUGAAGAAUUUGGAUAGGCUGCAUCAUAUCAAACAAAGACAGAAACUGACGUGACCAGGCUCUGAGUAGAAGUGACAUUCACCUCGAAUUAUAUAUAUACGUAUGUAGUGACACGGAAUGGCAUGCCAUAAAAACUAUUACAUUAAAUUAUAUGAGAUCCUAAUGCUUGAGAUAUGUAAUCAAGGUAAGAACAUAUGGAUUUCUCAGAAAUAGGUUUUUACCCUAUUUUUUAUCUGACCCUUAGCGGAUACAGAUUGAUCCUGCUUUAUAUAAGUUAUGAAGCCAUAUUUGGCAGCUAUUUAUCAAUUACACAUGAUAAGUAAAAAUUUCCUAAUUGCACGAUUGACAAUUUUUGCGUAACCAUAUGCUGAAAUAAUUGUGCAUUCAGUUUCUCCCUUAUUGUUUCUUCACAUCUGCAGUGAAAACCAGGCAAUAUUUUGACCGCCUCUCACAGGUAAUCGUACGCAGUCGCCUGCAGAAGCACAUAAGGUGCAGAAAGGUAUUUUGUUCUGACAGAUUAUUAACAUGUUGUCUCAAUUCUGUAAACACAUAGGUACUAAACUCCUUACAAGGACGGAGAUGGCUCUGGUUGUCGUCCGCGGAGGUGCCAAAUGCUGUUAAAUUUUCUUCUUGGCAAAGUAACAGGAUUGGUUGUGCUAAUCCAGAGCUUAAGGCUCAGAUGCUCAGAUGCUUAGCUUAUGCUGCAUUAUGUUAUUUUAUUCUUAAGAGAAGAGGUGCACAUUACGGAAAAGCUGAAAAUCUAUACUUUUUUAUUGUUUGAGUAGGCAAGCCUGUGUUCAGAUGUGAUAAAUGAGAUGUAGUUUGAAAAAUGAGGUUCGGUUCGAUCAAUAGUUCCCAGUGUCACACCUGAAAUGUAGCCUUUUUUUUCUCCCUUUCUUGCUAGAAUGUGAUGUUUGUUGUAUCAGCAGUAAAGCAUUGGGGUCUGAGUAACCUUAAUGGUUUCCGUCUUAAAAAUAAGCUUAUGAAUAAUGGAGAUGCAGCUGUACAUUACUGGCAGGAAAAGCUAGAGUUAGCCCCAGCUGCCACAAAAACAAAAUUAUCAGGGUUUUUUGAAACAGAUUGUUCAAGAUUGUCAAAGUGGGGUUCUGCUAAAAGGUUAUAAGCUGUUAAUAACUAAAUAUCUUAAAGUUAGAAUAAAUCCAGACUAGUUGGUACCGCAGGCAAAGCUAACAGCAAGUACGAAAGGGGUAAACAUGUCUACCAUUUUAAAAUAACUACAAAGUCAAGAUGGUCCUAGCCAUUAAUGGAACCGUUUUUUAGAUGUAAGACGUAUUUAGGUUUGCAUUUUGGCGUUCUUUAAAGGAGCAUCCACCUGCAGGUUCUGUUUUAAGCUCCUACAUUCUCAUGCUUUGUCCUGUUAAAGUUAAUAAAUCUUUGAUGCCCUGAUGUCUACACCUGACCCUAAUCUUGACAUCUAAUCUUGACCCCUUCCUGUAACAUUAAACAGAUGCUGACUUGGUUCUCCGAAGAAAAGUACAUAAAUGCAUGUUUCAUUAGGUACUUUUUUCAAACAGGAAAAUAAUUUGUUAUUCAAUACCUCAUAGGUCUAUUCCUAUAUAGAUAUUUAUUUGCUUCUCUGUAAACGACAGGACAAUGCAAGUAUGAUGAUGUUUUAAAAGGCUAUUAGAUGGGGUUUGAAUAAACCGCUGUGACAUCUUUAAAAGUUGUUUUAAGACUGUGGAAGUUUGGUUUGGUCCUGACUCCUCUCUGUCAUGCUGUUAGGAUUUACUAUUCGGUACCAACUAAUCUGGAUUUAUACAAAAUUAAAACGAUAAGAGUCUUACCUGCAGCAGGUUGUUUUUUGGUCAGAGUAAAUGCUGAGUAGAAAUGGUCGGGCAGUGUAAAAAUCAAGAAAAAUCAUUACUGAUGCACCACUAUUUUUUAUACCAAAACUUUUUCUUGACUGGAAACUUUCUACAUGUUAUGUUCUCCUCUAUUUGUUUUGUAAAAAAACUGCCUAGUUCAGACAGGUUGUUGGAUUAAACAUUUAUAAAAUACUUCUUAUUAAGGCCUAUGAGAUUGUCAGGUUUGGAGUUUCUUUUAAAUCUGCUUUAAUCAACUCUCCUUUUGGUUUAGCCAUUAGCUGGAUUCAUGCUAACGCCCCGCCCAUACGAACCUGGAUACUUUGCAAAAUAGAGAUUUUUUAGGUAACAGGUUUUAAAAGUUGUUUUCCAAAAUGGUUUAUACGUUUUGUUUAAGAUUGAUUUACAUUCAUAUCACUCUAUCCUGACCGUUCAGGUGUGGAAGCUAAUAAUGAAGAGGGAUGAGGAAACUAUGUUGUUGUGGGAGACUCUUAAGCCCAGCAUUGCUUUUGCUCCACUGCAGAGCUCCUUCUUUUGAAUUCAGAGGUAGUUAAAGUCUCCACCUGCAAUAUUGCUCUAGCUUAGAAUAAAAUGCAGCAGACUGAGUUUCUUUCCUUCAAAUUUGUCCUUAACUCCUGGAGACACAAUAACUGCUUAAACCUCUUCAGAACCCAUCUUCAAAUAUUCUUCAAAUAUCCCUUUAGAUGCCCUUAGAAUAUUAUUUAAACAUUGAACGCCUUGGUUCAUCCAGAAGGAGCAGUUUCAUUAAUCUGUCCUGGGUUUAUGUUGCAGCACAACAAGGCCAGCUGGGCGUAAAUGCUAUUUUUAUCUUUUGAUUGGAAGAAGUUUGAGUCUGCCUUCCAUGUCUUUCUCUCUUUGAACCAGUGGGGAUCGAUCAUGUUAUCGUGAGUCACCGUGACACAAAACGAGGCAUUUUCUUUGCCUUCAUCUGUACUGACAGCCUCAGUUCAGCCCAGAUGUGUUUGCUUUGUUUGCGUCUUUCCCGGUCAUUAUAAAGCUGCCCUUUCUUAGGCUGGAAAGCAAUCACUCAGCAAUGAAUGCGAUGCCCUUUAAGAAGUCUGCAAUUUGCCUGAAGCUUUCAUCAAGCGUUUUCACUCCCAACUGAGUCAUGUGGUCGCAAAGUGCAGCACAAUACCAAAUUUCCUUUAUGCCUCUGACUUGUUAUUCAAAACAAAAAAUUCUAAAACAAUGAUGAAUACAUAAAAUCGCAUCUUCGAAACUAAAAAAAAAAAUCAAUUUACACAUUUCUGGUGCAAUGUUUUCUUACGCAAAAUUCUUGGAAUAUUCACAGUUGCCGCAUGCACAGCAGCAUCUCCUGAGUGGGUGAGAAAAGGAAGUCACACUUGUCAGAGAGGUGGUGUGUGCGAAUCAUAUCACUCUGUCACACGCUGAAACACCAGGUGGAGAAACAGACAGCAGCAGAAAAUACCAAGCCACACUUAAAAAAGCUGCAUACAUAACCCUCACAGACGGGCAGCGUUUGUCCUAGAGAGAGAACCGUUUUAAGGGUUUUUCUUGUUUUUUGUCCUUUUGCAGCUGAAAUGUGUGCUUCUUAUCCAUCAUAAUGGUGUCACUUAAAACAGCGCGAGAAGCUGAGAUCACAAACUUAUAUCAUGGCUUUUGAGUAGCUCGGCACAUUAAUCAACCAUUAUCAAGAAGGAGAUAAAUUUCCGCUAGAUCCACUCUGAUGUUCGACCUCCACAGUUCGUAUCGUAGUUCUCUAUUGCGUUUUGUUAAGUGCUUUUUGCAAAGGUCCUGACAUAAAGGGAAAAUCUCGGCUAUUUUUCUCCAAAGCAAAUCUGCCUUUGUGUAUAUCUAUUUAAACAAUAUAAAUAUCUAUCUAUCUAUAUAUAUAUACAUGUAUGUGUUAAGACUCGCAUUCUGUGUUUAGUAUUGAUUAGCUGUGUACUGUUCUGAUGUACUGACUGUAUUCUUGUAUAUUCCAAUACUGUUCAUUUUACAUUUUGUCUGCCUUUGUGCUAAUGUUAUCUGUUCCAACAUCCAAGUCUUAUUAUAAAUGUUUAUUUUUAAGCAGGGUAGGAAUUAGUUAUUUUUUAUUGAAAUGGCUGGGCAAACAGAAAAUGCCUGAACAUGGUAUCAAAACCUGCAUGUAGAGAGUGCCAGGUUUCUUUCUUUCUUUUUUUUUUUUUUUAAAUAACUUAACAGAUAUAAAUCCUAAUCGGCAGUGACUAGACUGUAUGUAGCCUCUAGUUAUAUUCAAUCAGUAUUGGAUUUUUUUUGUUCCUAAAGCCAUAAGAAAUUAAAAACACAGUGCUUUACUAGAUUGUUAUGCCAUACGAUGUAGGGAGCUGCUGGCAGGUGAGUGAGGGAAGUGGGAAACAGAGGGGUCCACUGAAUUUCUGAAAAACAAGUGGGUAUGAGAAGCUCACUAAAUAGUAGAUAAAUAGAUUUCCUCAGGACUGUGUAACGUCUCUAACUUGCUCACAUUUACAGCAUCUUUUAAGCAAAACCCUCAAACCUACUAUUUCCGCACCUUGCAGGCUCUUUGCUCUUAAGAUUAGAUAAAUCCAGCCAGGUUAAAAAGGGAAGAGAACGCGUUCUUACUACCCCGCUGCACAUAAUCAUCUUUCAUCCAUAGCUAUAAAGUAGCAAUCAGCCAUGAGUAGGUGAGGCAGAAAGCUUGUUGCUUUUACCCGAGGCCAUAGCAUAAGAAGGGAGCUUUAAGCAGCACUGAAAGCACUGUGUUUAUUGACCACAACUUUAAAAAUGAUAAGGUUGGUCACUGCCAUAAAAACUCAGAGGCCUCGUAGCUGAAGGAUAAUGGCUUUGCAUGGUAUGCUUAAAAGAUUCUCUGGCUGCAGGAUAGCUGCAAACUAUAGGCAUUAAAGAAGAGUAAUACACAAUAAUUUGACAUAAUAAAAGAUACAGUUUUA
Messenger RNA from Xiphophorus hellerii (green swordtail), 6902 nucleotides. It is a transcript of the gene amigo1, whose product is annotated as adhesion molecule with Ig-like domain 1. Gene Ontology annotation, molecular function: protein binding. Gene Ontology annotation, biological process: brain development. The coding region runs from base 254 to 1771 and encodes 505 amino acids. NCBI's taxonomy places the organism in Eukaryota, Metazoa, Chordata, Actinopteri, Cyprinodontiformes, Poeciliidae. The record is from RefSeq and is a predicted model, not a curated record. Gene Ontology annotation, cellular component: membrane. The transcript has 2 exons.